This is a messenger RNA of Lachancea thermotolerans CBS 6340, 624 nucleotides long. RefSeq names its product Fmp32p (gene FMP32). Gene Ontology annotation, cellular component: mitochondrion. Lineage: Eukaryota; Fungi; Ascomycota; Saccharomycetes; Saccharomycetales; Saccharomycetaceae. The coding region runs from base 1 to 624 and encodes 207 amino acids. The transcript has a single exon. The record is from RefSeq and is a predicted model, not a curated record.
AUGUUGAGGGGCCUCAACCAAACCUUUCGGCCUAAGCGCAUGCUUCACGGCUCUAGAAUGCUGCUGGAUAGCCUCGAUCCAGUGCAUAUACGGAACACGAAUCGCUUUCGACAACUACUGGUAGAAAAGGGCGAAUUCGCACCACAGCAGGCAAAUGCGCUGGUUGAGAUCAUGUCUGAUGCGCUGAAAGGGGGCGUGACGCAUGUUUCCCAAGAUCUGGCGUCGCGCGAGAAGCUUAUUCAACUGGUUUACCAGCAGAGGGUUGACUUCGCGAAGCUGAGGGAUCAACUGCUAUCCGCAGACCGCAGCGAAUUUCAUUCGAUACAAAACGAGCACGAAAGUAUUCGAAACGACCUAGAAAAGCUGCGCACUAAGUUGCGGGAAGAAAUCACUAAGGCAAAUGCAGGGUUCAAGCUUGAUUUAUCUUUAGAGAAAGGCCGGAUACGUGAGGAAUCAAGUCACCACGACAUACAGAUCAAAGAGAUCGACACACGGAUCGACCAGGAGGUUAGCAACAUGAAGAUGCAAAUUGACUCCGUUAAAACACAGGUGAUGCAAUGGCUGAUCGGCGUGUGCACAGGUACAUUUGCGCUUGUGUUGGCAUACGUGCGGCUGCUAUCAUAA